GAAGCGGCAGCAUGACGUGUCAGUUCUGGCUGGGCGGGGCCGCGGCAGGUGAGGUGGGGGGAGUUCUGUGGCGUGUAACCGGCAGCGAGACAGACAGAAACAGAGAGACAGAGACGGGCGUCUUGACCAGCGUUGAAACUGAAACACGAACACGCUUGCACAUUACAGCUCUGGGAUUUGAUAUCGAAAUCAGCCUGCGUGAGAAGACCACGGUGUAUCACUGGGACCAUCGCCAUGUUCAGCUGGGUUAACCGGGAGCACGGCGGCAGGAACGCGGAGGGGGAGAUGUUUCAGACGGUCACGGAGGGGCUGCAGUCUCUCUACACUAAGAAGCUGCUGCCGCUGGAGCAAACCUACCUGUUUAACGAUUUUCACUCGCCAGCCCUGGAGCCGGCGGAUUUUAACAACAAGCCGAUGGUGCUGCUUGUCGGACAGUACUCCACGGGCAAAACCACCUUCAUCAGGUACCUCCUGGAGCAGGAUUUCCCAGGGAUGCGGAUCGGUCCCGAGCCCACGACAGACUCCUUCAUCGCGGUGAUGCACGGGGAGACCGAGGGCGUCAUUCCCGGGAACGCCCUGGUCGUGGAUCCAAACAAACCCUUCCGGAAACUCAACUCCUUCGGGAACGCCUUCCUCAACAGGUUUGUCUGCUCCCAGAUGCCCAACCAGGUGCUGCAGAGUAUCAGCGUGAUUGACACGCCCGGGAUCCUGUCUGGAGAGAAGCAGCGCAUCAGUCGAGGCUAUGACUUCGCACAGGUGCUGCAGUGGUUUGGGGAGCGGGUGGAUCGCAUCAUCCUGCUCUUCGACGCUCACAAGCUGGACAUCUCGGACGAGUUCUCGGAGGCCAUCCGCGCGUUCCGCGGCCAGGACGACAAGAUCCGCGUGGUGCUCAACAAGGCCGACCAGGUGGACACGCAGCAGCUGAUGCGGGUGUACGGCGCCCUCAUGUGGUCGCUGGGCAAGGUGAUCAACACCCCCGAGGUGGCACGCGUGUACCUGGGCUCCUUCUGGUCCAAACCCCUGCAGAACAUGGAGAACCGCAAGCUCUUCGAGGCUGAGGCCCAGGACCUGUUCAAGGACAUCCAGAGCCUCCCACGCAACGCAGCCCUGCGCAAACUCAACGACCUCAUCAAGAGAGCGCGGCUCGCCAAGGUCCACGCCUACAUCAUCAGCCACCUGAAGAAGGAGAUGCCGGCCGUGUUCGGGAAGGACUCCAAGAAGAAGGAGCUGAUCAGCAAACUGCCUGAGAUCUACACCGCCCUGCAGAGAGAGCAUCACAUCUCACCGGGGGACUUCCCUCCCGUCGCCAGGAUGCAGGAGCAGCUGCAGCACUAUGACUUCAGCAAGUUCCCGCCCAUGAAGAUAAAGCUCAUCGAGUCCGUGGACAAGAUGCUGGCGACCAAGAUCGCAGGGCUGAUGACGCUGAUCCGCGAGGAGGAGAGCGCCAUGCCCGCGCGGAUGGUGAGCGGAGGAGCCUUCCAGGGCUCUGAGGAGGGGCCCUUCGGGCACGGCUACGGGGAGGGGGCCGGGGAGGGGGCCGACACGGAGGACUGGAUCGUGGCGCGGGACAAGCCCAAGUACGAUGAGGUCUUCUACAGCCUCUCCCCCAUCAACGGACGCAUCUCCGGAGCCAACGCCAAGAAGGAGCUGGUGACCUCCAAGCUGCCCAACUCCGUGCUGGGCAAGAUCUGGAAGCUGUCUGACUGCGACAGGGACGGCAUGCUGGACGACGAGGAGUUCGCCCUGGCGCAGCACCUCAUCAAGAUCAAGCUGGAAGGCUUCGAGCUGCCCAACGAGCUGCCCGCCCACCUGCUGCCCCCCGCCCACAGGAAGCACCGCAGCGACGCCCUGUCCAUCCCCUUCGCAGAGUAGGAGAGGAGGGACCAGGGGCCGCGGCUUUUAAAAGCAACACAGUCACUGUUGUAUAUAUGUGUGUGUAUAUAUAUAUAUAUAUAUAUAUAUAUAUAUAUAUAAUUUUUUUUUUUUAAACAUUUUUGCCAUUCCAGCUUUUAGAGGUAAGCUAAAGAAUAAAUAAUAAAGCCGUGGUAAACGAUGGUAAAUGCGGAUUCUAGCCAUGGUAAAUUCCUGUGCACUAGGAUAGAAGUUUAUUUUAGACACUGUUGUUGUGUAUUUUGUGUAGCCUGUAAUUGCGCAGGUUGUGUACAUGCCUGUGUGUUUGUGUUGAAGUGUAAAUAUGCUGUAACAGUCCAGUGCAGUUCUGAAGAGCCUGUCUGAAUCCAGUGUGUUAUCGGUGUUGCUGUCUCACCGUGCUGCUGGUUGCACAGUCAUGCAUAUUCACUCACAUGCUGGCACUGCCACAGCUUUCUUCAGUCGUGGGGGUGCUUGUGUUCUGCAAGCACACGGGUUUAUAUGUGAAAUGAAAGCAGUGGUGUCAUGUUUCCACUGUGUGUCCCAGCUCUAACCCAUGUGUCUGUUUGCAUGGCUACACAGUGCAGCAGCCUCACAGGCAAAGCCUGGGAUGGCUCAAACUGCAGAAGAAAAGAAGCAGCUGGGUUAUAAAUGCAAGACCCAGACGUUUUGAGGGGAAGUCUUUUGUCUGUGUUUGUUAAUUCAGUUUGCAUUAUUGUGACGGGAGUAUCAUCGACGCUGACCUCUCGUCGAGUUUCUCUUCCGUACAGCUGAGAGACACGCUCCAAAGACAGCCACCAAGAAAACAUGAAAAAGAUCUCAAAAGGAAUGGCUGAGCAUAGGAGCUGGAUAAACACCAAGAUCAGGAGGACGUGGGGACAUGAAUGUAAUGGGAUCGCUCGUCUCGCCUCUCUCUUGAAGUAGCGUGUGCCCCGUUUUAUUUAAAUUAGUUUUUUUUUUCUGUAGAAGACACCGAAACGUUUUGAUGUAGUAGUUGUUCUCCUUGUAAAGUGCUGAUAGAGUUGUGGUCCAGCAGGUGUAGCUGUUGCGCUGCUGCUGCUGAGCAGAGAGCUGCAUUGAGUGUGUUCCUUAUGACCGGCUUCGGCAGUGUAGACCCUGUCGAGUCUGUGUCUCUCUGAAAUACCUCUGUGGUUUAGACAUCCUCCUCAUCAUCAUCAUCAUCACCUCCUCCCCAGGAUCAGGCCCACUGACCACAUGGCACAUGGGUUUGUGGCUAAUGAAACAAACCCUUACAGAGCUAGUCUAACCUCUCUGUCAAAUGCACAUAUAAAAAAGCCAUGGCUGCAAAAUCGCCUGGGGUUUCUUUAGAACGACCUUGGAGAUGCUGUUUAGACACCUAAUAAUUCAGUACUUGACAGGGAGGUUGUAAUACAUACCCAUACUAUAAUAGGUUAUAAUAAGAGUUUACAUAGCACACAGUGACACCCACUGGCAUCAAAAUGUAGCUGCAGCUAUUUGUACAAUUCUUCACUGCCCCCCUUAUCAUUGUGUAGUUUGUGUUUUUAAAAAUAAGUAACAUGCGUACCAGCAUGGAGAAGUGAACGAAUACGAGGACGCUGGCUUGUAUACCCUCGAGAGACGGCUCAUUUUCAGAUGUGAAUGUGCGACACACUCCUUCUUAGCUGCUGUUGAGGUAGGGUGGGGAGGAGAUGGUUACAGAUUUGAUGGAAAAACGUUUUCAUCUUCUGCUUCAUAACAAAAAAAAUAAUUUAAAAGCAGUUUGCUCCCAAUAGCACACACUCCGUAACUGCUUACGUUGUUAUAAUAUAUAAAGUGAUUUUAUUUUUUACGAUGAAAAAUGUGUAUUUUAUUAAUCUGUUAAAAGCAUGUAUCUAUACUGUAAGCAAAUGAAACCUGCAGAUGUGCCAAGUCUGCGUCUAGUUUCUGCUUUCACUGCAGUGCCUGUUUGAAGUGGAGGUAUGAGAGCAGCAGGGUUAGCUGGGAACUGCUGUCAGGGACAUUGUGAUCGAGUGGAUUACUGUUACUAUUAUUGUACUGUUGUUUAGGUCCUGCAUCCCAAGCUUUCCUGUGUGUAUUGAUUUCAGAAUCUUUUCCUGUUCCGCUCUAUUCUAGUUCAUUCCUAAACUGCACGGGAUGUCAGGUUUGCGUUUCUGAAGAAUUCUUUGUCUGUGUGAGUUUGUGUCGGUCAACCCCAGGACUCCUCACACCUUCUGUUAGUGCAGAUUGUAUUCUCGUCUCACUCCGAAGGAUAUGUUUAUGAAUAGAAUUCUUAUUCUAACUAUCGAUCUCUCCCACUCAUAAUCGCACUUGUUCUUUCUUUACCUCUCUCUCUGUCUCUCUCUCUCUCUCUCUCACUCACUGUCUCUCCCUCGGUGUCUCUCGCUCGCUCUCGCUCUCUCUCUCUCUCUCUCUCUGUCUCUCUCUCUCUCUCUGUCUCUCUCUCUCUCGCUCUCUCGCUCUCUCUCUCUCUCUCUCUGUCUCUCCCUCGGUGUCUCUCUCUCUCUCUCUCUCGCUCUCUCUCUCUCUCUCUCUCUCUCUCGCUGUCUCUCCCUCGGUGUCUCUCUCUCUCUCUCGCUGUCUCUCCCUCGGUGUCUCUCUCUCUCUCUCUCUCUCUCUCUCUCUGUGUCUCUCCCUCUCUCUCUCUCUCUCUCUCUUUUUUCUCUGUUAAUCAUUUGUCAAACUUGGCCAAGUCAAAGUGAUCUAUAUUCAUUAUUAAUGCUUUUAUAAUCAACUCUUUGAGAUGUAGAAAAUGUAUAUUUUUAUGUAAAAAAUAACCACAACAAAUAUUAAAAAGUAAUCUUAUAUUUUAAAUGGAUGUUUGUUUUUUUUAAAUGUCAUUGUUUUAAUCUUGUAAUAAACUGAAGCCUUGCCCUA
Molecule: messenger RNA, 4725 nt
Organism: Acipenser ruthenus (sterlet)
Lineage: Eukaryota; Metazoa; Chordata; Actinopteri; Acipenseriformes; Acipenseridae
Product: EH domain-containing protein 4-like
Exons: 6
Coding region: 235-1872 (545 amino acids)
Biological process (GO): endosomal transport; endocytosis
Cellular component (GO): cytoplasm; plasma membrane
Molecular function (GO): calcium ion binding; protein binding; GTP binding
Source: RefSeq, a predicted model, not a curated record